Molecule: messenger RNA, 2076 nt
Organism: Papaver somniferum (opium poppy)
Lineage: Eukaryota; Viridiplantae; Streptophyta; Magnoliopsida; Ranunculales; Papaveraceae
Product: alpha-amylase-like
Exons: 2
Coding region: 722-1891 (389 amino acids)
Biological process (GO): carbohydrate metabolic process
Molecular function (GO): alpha-amylase activity; calcium ion binding
Source: RefSeq, a predicted model, not a curated record
UUUCCCACAUUGUUGGCCAUGUACCACGUGACAUUCAUAUCCAAAAAGUGCCAGGUAGGCCGGUAAGGAUGAUUCUUGCCUGAAACCACUAUUCCAGUCCCAUAAUCAGCUCCUCCACAGUAAUGUGAAAAAUGGAUGUUGCGUAUAUUUCGGUAACAAUUAUAGGGAUCAGUUCGAAUAUCCACAGUUGAAUUGUUAGAUGAUUAUCAUUCCUCUUGUCCUUAUCGUAUUACCCAUUCAAUUCAAAAAGAUACUAUCAUCAAAAUUGAAUGCAAAAUCUUUUUCUUCUUUGUUUUCUCAGUAUAAAAUACCCACCGGAUUGCUAGAAUAGAAUACACUUGAAAAACCAGGUUUGCUUUCUUCUUAAUCUCAUCGUCAUUACCUUAUCACUUCUGCUCAAAUAUUGUUUCAGGUAUAUCUCACUAUCUCAACCUCCCAGUCUUUAUUUUAACAAUUUUUUAAUAUAGUUUGCUUUCUGUCAGUUCUUGCUGCUAUCAAAUUAUUAACAAUUUUUAUAAAUUUGGUACCAAAAGGGAUUCAAUUGGGAGUCCUCUAGUAAGGAAGGAGGGUGGUAUAACUUCCUCAAAAACUCUGCACCUAGUGAUCUAGCUAGUGCUGGAAUCACACAUAUUUGGCUUCCACCUUCUUCACAAUCUGUAGCUAGUGCUUUUUCACUGAAGUAGAUUCAUUUUUUUACUGAUGGCUUUUGGCGAUAGCUACAAUGUUACUAACUUCGUGUUAUACGAAGAUAUUAUCAUGUAGAAUAGGGAGAACAUGGCGAACUGUUUCAUUUGAGGUUGAUAGGUUUACAGAUUUGAAAUCUAAGUACAUAUCGUUUGCUGACAUAAAUUUUGCAAUAAACUUUCCUUUUGAAGGGUAUAUGCCUGGACGUUUGUAUGAUCUUAACUCAAAAUAUGGAAGUGUGGACGAAUUGAAGUCAUUAAUAAGGGCUUUCAAAGAUAAAGGAAUUAAGUCAGUUGCAGACAUAGUUAUAAAUCAUAGAACUGCAGCGAAGCAAGAUGGUCGAGGAAUAUGGUGUAUCUUUGAAGGUGGCACUUCAGAUGAUAGACUCGACUGGGGACCUUCUUACAUUUGCAAAGAUGACACCGAGUACUCUGAUGGUUCUGGCAAUCCUGACACAGGUGAGCCCUUUACUCCUGCACCAGACAUUGAUCAUACUAACCCAAGAGUCCAAAGAGAACUGUCAGAUUGGAUGAAUUGGCUCAAGACAGACAUCGGUUUCUCUGGAUGGAGAUUCGACUUUGUCAAAGGGUAUUCUCCAGAUUAUAUGAAGUUAUAUAUGGAGAAUACCAAGCCAGCCUUUGCUGUCGGAGAAUUCUAUGAUGGAAACAAGGAUUUGAUAAUAAAAUGGCUUCAAGCAGUAGGAAAGAGUAAUAUCACUGCCUUCGACUUCCCUACUAAAUUCAUCCUUCAAAACGCGGUACAAGGGAAUUUGUCAAAACUAAAGGAUUCCUAUGGAAAACCGCCAGGAUUGAUCGGGUCAUUGCCAGGAAAAAGUGUAACAUUUAUGGACAAUCAUGACACAGGGUCUGCUCAGAAACAAAACCCAUUCCCAUCCGACAAAGUCAUCCAGGGUUAUGCUUAUAUACUCACACAUCCGGGGAUACCAUCCAUAUUCUAUGACCAUUUCUAUGACUGGGGCAUUAAAGAGGAAGUAAUUAAGCUAACUGCAGUAAGGUUCAGGAAUGGAAUCAAACCAACUAGCUCAGUGCGCAUUAUUGCUGCAGAAGCUGAUCUCUAUUUAGCUGAAAUUGAUGAGAAAAUUAUUACCAAGAUUGGCCCAAAGCUGGACUUGGGUUCCCUUGUCCCACCAAACUUCAAGGUUGUUGCCCAUGGUAAAGACUAUGCCGUGUUUGAGAAAACACAGUAAAGAAUGAGCCGCGCACAUGGGUACUCGUUGACACUGUACUAACUAGACAUCUUUGAUGUUACUAAAUAGUGUAUCGAACAAGAAGUUCGAAUGAGAAAACUAAGUGAGUCACUAGAGAAUAGUACUUUAGUUAACUGUAACUGGUAACUUAUUAUAUGAAACUUAAUCAACUAUUUUAUGGUAUA